Messenger RNA from Sclerotinia sclerotiorum 1980 UF-70, 1965 nucleotides. RefSeq lists its product as hypothetical. Gene Ontology annotation, biological process: Golgi to endosome transport; Golgi to vacuole transport; protein transport to vacuole involved in ubiquitin-dependent protein catabolic process via the multivesicular body sorting pathway. The record is from RefSeq and is a predicted model, not a curated record. Gene Ontology annotation, molecular function: phosphatidylinositol binding; ubiquitin binding. The coding region runs from base 1 to 1965 and encodes 654 amino acids. Gene Ontology annotation, cellular component: trans-Golgi network. The transcript is spliced from 5 exons. NCBI's taxonomy places the organism in Eukaryota, Fungi, Ascomycota, Leotiomycetes, Helotiales, Sclerotiniaceae.
AUGGAGGCAGCUUCCGCACGAAUGGCGGCACGAGAUCGUUUCUCCAUGAUGGGAGAUCCGGGACCCUCCCCUCUCCAACGAUAUAUUCAGCAAGCAUGCUCCCCCGAUAAUUAUGAGCCAAAUCUUGCUAUGAAUCUCGAAAUUUCCGAUCUUAUAAAUUCGAAAAAAGGAAGUGCGCCACGAGAAGCAGCUAUUGCAAUUGUUAAUUAUAUCAAUCAUCGCAACCCAAAUGUUGCAAUAUUGGCACUUUCCUUGUUGGAUAUUUGUGUGAAGAAUUGCGGAUAUCCAUUUCACUUGCAGAUCAGUACAAAGGAGUUCUUGAAUGAAUUAGUGAGGAGAUUUCCGGAACGACCACCGCUCAGACCGAGUAAAGUUCAAAUGAAAAUUUUAGAAGCUAUUGAGGAGUGGAGGGGGACAAUAUGUCAGACUUCGAGGUACAAAGAGGAUUUAGGUUUCAUUAGGGAUAUGCAUAGGCUAUUAAGUUAUAAGGGAUAUGUCUUCCCGGAGGUUAGGGUAGAGGACGCCGCUGUGCUCAACCCGAGUGAUAAUUUAAAAUCUGCGGAGGAGAUGGAAGAAGAGGAAAAGGAAGCACAAUCUGCGAAGUUACAAGAAUUAAUUCGUCGUGGUGGACCGGAGGAUUUGCAGGAAGCCAACAGGUUAAUGAAAAUUAUGGCAGGAUACGAUACCAGGUCGAAAACGGAUUAUCGAGCGAAAGCCGCCGAGGAAGUUGGGAAAGUUCAACAGAAAGCCAGAUUGUUGGAAGAACGACUCGAGGAAUUCAAGCCUGGAGAUGUUAUGACGGAAGGCGAUGUUUACGAAGAACUUGCUUCAGCUCUUCAGAGUGCGCAUCCUAAAAUACAGAAAAUGUGUGAAGAGGAAUCGGACGAUCACGAAGCUGUCGCAAAGCUCUUGGAAAUCAACGAUAGUAUUCAUCGUACAGUGGAGCGAUAUAAGCUUAUGAAGAAGGGUGAUGUGGAUGCAGCUUCAAAGAUUGCCAAGGGAACCCUUGGUACUAGUACAGGGGUUAGUAAGAAUGCUGCAAAUGAACUCUCCUUAAUCGAUUUUGAUGGUGAACCGGAGACUAAUGGAAGCUCUUCUACGAAUAAUCCCUCGGCGAGCAUUUCUCAACCAGGUGGUUUAGAAGAUGACUUACUUGGGUUAUCUAUGGGGAAUACUUCAUAUGGCGAAGGCGGUGGCAUCUCUCUUGGAUUUGGGAACAAUACCAAUAUCCCCGGCCCAGCUUUAUUAUCUUCAACGACAGAAAACAGCACUGCGAAAGGACCUACGCCAAGCAUAUCUCCGGCACCUUCAAACUUACCUGUGAAACCCGAUUAUUCUGCGUUUUCCGCAUUUGGAAACUCACAACCACCAUCGAAACCAGUGACUCCACAACCAUCUCUCUUACAGCAACAACAACUACUGCAACAGCAACAAGCCGCAGCUUCGAGACCUCCCUCGAAUAUCGAUCCCUUUGCCGCUCUAACAUCGCCAUCAAGGCAAUCUACUCCUCAGCAGUCUGCCUCCAUGUUUGAUUUCGCGAAUCCUAAACCCCCUAUAUCUCAUGCAGCGAAUGCUUCGGCCCCUGCAGCAGAUGAUGAUGAAUGGGCAUUUUCAUCUGCCUUACCCGAGGGUCUUCCAUCUACUAACGAUUUAACCAUUAAUAAUACCAACCUCAAAAUAUCCUUAAAUGCUACUCGCGAACCUAUCACACCUGAUGUUAUCACUCUUUCCAUUGCAUUCUCAAAUAAUUCCAACGAGCCAAUAUCUGAUUUAACCUUUCAAGCCGCAGUCACUAAGGGUUACACACUCAAAUUACAACCUCAAAGUGGUCGAAGGCUCAGUCCCCGUCAAAACUCGGGCAUCACCCAAAAGAUAUACCUGCAAGGUGUAGAACACGGGAAAGGUGAUCAGGAAUCUCUUGAUGGAGAUGAUGAUGAGAUGAAAGUUGUAUCCAAGGAGUUGUAA